AUGGAGCCAAAGCACAAGCUGCUGAUGGUGUUUUUGGCAGCCGCUGUUGGCGCCAGCCUCACCACCAACAUUGGUGCUUCCCAGCCGGGGCGGCAGCCUGAGGGAGUGGCACAGCUGCUGCUGCGCUGCGUCUGGCGUGUGCCGGGGGCCGGGCCGCGCAUCA
Molecule: messenger RNA, 163 nt
Organism: Monoraphidium neglectum
Lineage: Eukaryota; Viridiplantae; Chlorophyta; Chlorophyceae; Sphaeropleales; Selenastraceae
Exons: 1
Source: RefSeq, a predicted model, not a curated record